Sparassis crispa is the source of this 243-nucleotide messenger RNA. RefSeq lists its product as hypothetical. Lineage: Eukaryota; Fungi; Basidiomycota; Agaricomycetes; Polyporales; Sparassidaceae. Bases 1 to 243 code for a protein of 80 amino acids. The record is from RefSeq and is a predicted model, not a curated record. The transcript has 2 exons.
AUGUCGGCCUUGAACAACGGGUGGAACUUGUACUCGAGACUCGCGAAAUCCCACAAGGCACACGUCAACUUCGAGGCUGAAGAAGAGUCGCUGAAAGUCGCCAUGUCUCAGAUUCAGCAGACUAGGCAAUUGAUGGAUGAGGUUCAGCCUAACGAGCGUCAGAAAAUUGAGCAGAGGCCCCAGUUUUUUUUCAAGCUCGCAAACAGACUGAAUACGCUCUGGGAUAGGUUACGCUAUCUCUAG